AUGACGGGCCCCAAGUCGUUGGCUCACACCAACGCCACCCUCCAGAUCUGGAGGCGCCUGCGCGACCUCAGGGCCAAGACGACGGCCAUUGUCCUCGACGGCAACAGCCUUGACAUUGCCUCGGUCGUCGCCGUUGCCCGCCACGACGUCAAGCCCGUCAUCAGUGCCGAUCCGGACCUCGCCAAGCAGAUCGACCUCAGCGUCGAGGCUCUCGCCGCCUAUCUCGCCCGCGACUGGGUCGUCUAUGGCGUCAACACGGGCUUCGGCGGCAGCGCCGACUCGCGCACCAACGGCCUGCUCGAUCUGCAGAUCCAUCUGCUGCAGCACACCCAGAGCGCCAUCAUCACCACCGCCGACAAGGAUCCGGCCGCCAACUCGGACCGCCAGGCCCCCCAUGUCAUGCCCCCGGAAUGGGUCCGGGGCGCCAUCGUCGCACGCGCCAACCAGAACCUGCGAGGCCACAGCGCCGUCCGCCUCUCCGUCCUGCGCAGCCUUAUCGACCUGCUGCACCACGACCUGACGCCCCUCGUGCCCCUGCGCGGCACCAUCUCCGCCUCGGGCGACCUCAUGCCCAUGUCGUACAUCGCGGGCGCCGUCACCGGCAACCCGGACAUCUUUGUCCAGACGGGCCGCGGCACGGAUGCCCGCGUCAUGCCCGCGUCCGAGGCCCUGCGCGUCAGCGGUCUUGCCCCCUCGGGUCUCGGCCCCAAGGAGGCCCUCGGCCUGAUCAACGGCACCGCCCCCUCCGUCGCCGUCGCCAGCCUCGUCCUCCACGACGCCCAGCAUCUCGCCCUGCUGUCCCAGAUGCUGACCGCCUUGACCGCCGAGGCCCUGGGCGGCAACGUCGAGUGGGUCCAGCCCUUUAUCCACGCCGCCCGCCCCCACGCCGGCCAGAUCGAGGCCGCCGGAAACAUUCGUCGGUUCCUCAAGGGCUCCAAGAUGGUCGUCGGCCUCGAGUCGAGGAAGAGAAAGGGCCAUGGCCUGUGGCAGGACAGAUACUCGACCAGGACCGCUCCCCAGUGGAUCGGCCCUUACCUCGAGGACCUGCUCCUGGCCCAGCGCCAGCUCGAGGUCGAGCUCAACUCCACCUCGGACAACCCCCUCGUCGACGCGUCUCCCGACCCCAUGCAGCAGCAGAUGCGCAACGAGGCGCCCGGCGCCGGCGAGGUCUACUCCGGAGGCAACUUCCAGGCCACCGUCGUCACCUCGGCCAUGGACAAGACCCGCCUGGCCCUCCAGAUGCUUGGCCGCCUCCUGUAUUCCCAGGUGACGGAGAUGAUCAACCCAUCCACCAACAACGGACUUGAGGCCAACCUCAACGCCAGCAUCCACGAAAACUUCACCAUGAAGGGCAUUGACGUGAACAUGUCGGCCUACAUGUCGGAGCUCGCGGCCUUGGCUCAUCCCGUCUCCUCGCACGUCAUGUCUGCCGAGAUGCACAACCAGGGCAUCAACUCGCUCGCCCUGCUGUCCGCGCGCCGCACCGCCGAGGCCGCCGAUAUUGUCGCCCACAUGUGCGCCUGCCACAUCUAUGUCUCGUGCCAGGCCGUCGAGCUGCGCGCCAAUCACCAUCGCUUCCUCGACACGCUUCGCGACAGGGAGCUGAGGGACCCGACGCACUUUGGUGCCCUGCACGGCCUCGGCCUCAAGUACGCCGACAUCGAGAGGCUCGCCGAGGAGCUGUUCCCCGUCAUCGAAUCGACCUGGUAUCACUGGAACGCCCACACUUGGAAGCACCGCGCGGCUCACGUGUCCGAGGCCAUCAUGGCUCCAGUGACCGAGUUUCUCACCGUCGAGGGCCACGAGUGCUCCGUCUCGCAGCUGGCCGCCUUCAAGAAGCACUUCGAGGGCGUCCUAUCCAAGGCCGCCGCCUCCAACUUUGGACACUGCUCGCUGUUGCCGCCGUCCGCCGUGGCCGCGCGGCUCGGCAACGGCAGCGCCCGGCUGUACACCUGGCUCCGGUCCAAGCUGGGCGUGCCUCUGCACUGUGGCAUCGACGACGAUCCGCUGUACAACGCGCGCAAGGGCCUGCCGACGUACAACAAGAAGACGGUCGGGAGCUGGGUGACUAUCGUGUACGAGAGCAUCCUCACGGGCGGACUGAUGGACAUGGCCAUGGACGGCGUCGAGUCGUCGCUGGAGGCGCCGCGGACCGUCGAGGAGUUCGACAGCCUCUGCCGAGAGAUGGCGGAUAUGUAUUGA
Molecule: messenger RNA, 2202 nt
Organism: Hirsutella rhossiliensis
Lineage: Eukaryota; Fungi; Ascomycota; Sordariomycetes; Hypocreales; Ophiocordycipitaceae
Product: aromatic amino acid lyase domain-containing protein
Exons: 1
Coding region: 1-2202 (733 amino acids)
Biological process (GO): L-phenylalanine catabolic process
Cellular component (GO): cytoplasm
Molecular function (GO): ammonia-lyase activity
Source: RefSeq, a predicted model, not a curated record